Ceratitis capitata (Mediterranean fruit fly) is the source of this 3174-nucleotide messenger RNA. RefSeq names its product tubulin glycylase 3A (gene TTLL3A). Bases 1 to 3174 code for a protein of 1057 amino acids. The transcript is spliced from 3 exons. Gene Ontology annotation, cellular component: cilium. Lineage: Eukaryota; Metazoa; Arthropoda; Insecta; Diptera; Tephritidae. Gene Ontology annotation, molecular function: protein-glycine ligase activity, initiating. Gene Ontology annotation, biological process: cilium movement; protein polyglycylation; cilium assembly. The record is from RefSeq and is a predicted model, not a curated record.
AUGCAUGACAAACCAUGUGAAAAUGUCAACGACAAAAAUCAAACUACCGCGGAAAAGCAAAUUCCAGCAGUUGAAAAACUAAAAAACACACCUGUGCCUUUGCCAAUAGCCAAACCAACGCCGGGAAAAUCAACAGAAGCCGGUUUGUUAGAGAAGUCUUCAAAUGGCAUUGCAAUCAAAUCGCCCAUCAUAACUGCGGAAGCGUCAACUGCCACAGGCGCUGCCAGCAACACUACCAGUGCAAAUGCCACAUCAACUGCCAAAUUAUCUACUGCCACAAUCACUACUGCUACCGGUAAGGAGAUAAUACCAAGCGCUCCGCCCAGUAAUUAUUGCAAUCGGCGCACUUGGAUCACCACUGAACGUCUAAAUGAGUUGCGUCGUCGCGCACAAGAAGCGGUCAAACAGAAUAAAACCUUCACCAUACGCGGCUCCUUUCACUCAGUGCGCAACGCACUCGUCGCACGCGGUUGGAUCGAAAAGUUGGAUGUGCAUCGCAAACAAAUUCCAACGGGCGUCUGUCAAGUGACUUACGAUGAUUUGGCACAGGGUCUACCUAAACGCAAGGCAGGCGAGACGCGUCGCCAGUAUAUUGCUAAGUGUGAACGUAACAUUAUGUCACGCUUCCUCGAACACAUGCCUAUCGACUUCUUGUGGACGAAUCGUAAAGAAAAAUGUGAUUAUAUAGAUCAGGCGAAAAAUCCGGGCAUGAUAAUUAACAAGUUCCAUCGUGCGCCAUUCACUUCGAAGGAGGGUUUGUGUGCUCAGUUGAAAGACUUUCAUUGGUUUUACGAGGAGGGCAUGUCUGAGUUGUAUUUUCCACGUUGUUAUAAUGUCUGGAGCCUUGAAGAGUUGGCCGAGUUCAUGGAUAAUUUCAAGCUUACCGCCUGCAUAGCAUUCAUACGUUUGGUUGUUGAUCGCUAUCGCAGAAAAGGACUCGACUCAGUCUUUUCCACAAUGGGCACAGUGCCAUAUGGCAGUGUGGAUUUCGCUAUUAAGCGAACCAGUGAUUUCUUGGAUAGUUGUCAGCAUAAGGAUAUCGAUUUGGAUGAGUUGUCGCGAGUGUGGGAACAUGAGUGGGAUGUAUUCUUUCAUCAACAUCAGCAAGUCGUUACGGAGGAGGCGAAAAUUUUUACUGAACCCACACGUGCACCAGAUUUCACCAUCAAAUUGUGCAUACAACUUUUGGAGAAUUUACAAGCUUAUUGGCCUCAAUACACACUGGAUGGCUAUCAGAAUUUAUGGAUCGUCAAGCCGGCGAAUAAAUGUCGUGGACGUGGUAUACAGUUGAUGGAUAAUUUGAAGAAAAUCUUAGUGCUUGUAAAUCCAUCGAUCGGUUCGAAGAGUCGUUAUGUGGUGCAGAAGUAUAUUGAACGACCGUUAAUAAUUCACCAUACAAAAUUCGACAUACGUCAGUGGUUUCUCAUUACCAACGUACAGCCGCUGGUCGUUUGGAUGUAUAAGGAUAGCUAUUUACGUUUCAGCUCACAGGAGUAUAGCUUGAGUAAUCAUCACGAAUCCGUACACCUGACCAAUCACGCCAUACAGAAGAAAUAUAAUAACGGUAAACGUGAUAAACGUUUGCCCAUUGAGAAUAUGUGGGAUUGUUAUUCAUUUCAAGCAUAUUUGCGUCAAAUUGGCAAACAGGAUAUGUGGCAGGAACGUAUUUAUCCGGGCAUGAAGAAGGCUAUUGUGGGUACUAUGUUGUCGUCGCAAGAGAAUAUGGAUCGACGUCCGAAUACAUUUGAAUUAUUUGGUGCAGAUUUUAUGAUUUGUGAGAAUUUCUAUCCAUGGUUAAUCGAGAUCAAUUCAAGUCCAGAUUUGGGUGCAACAACAAGUGUGACGGCGCGUAUGUGCCCACAGUGUCUGGAGGAUGUGAUAAAAGUUGUCGUUGAUCGCCGCUUGGAUCCCAAAGCCGACAUGGGUAAUUUCGAGUUAAUCUAUCGUCAAGUUGUCCCACCAACACCAGCUUACAUGGGGCUCAACCUCUUCGUAAAGGGCAAACAAAUUGUUACCAAGCCGCCACAUCAUCAUCAUCACCAUCAUCAUAAUCAUUCGAAUAAUCUACGCGACCGCCUACCACUCAGCGGUCACAAUUACCGACAUCGCAUCACCAUAACGCCAGCCAUAUCGAAUGUCCAUAAGGCAAUGCCGACCUUUAACGCAACCGAAUAUGUAGAGAAAUAUAUUAUGGAGGCAGGUAAUAGCAGCCGCAGCAGCCUAAGUGGCGGCAUUACAGCUUCUGGUGCCGUUAUACACACCUCACCGACACCUAUGCAAAUGGUACAGAGCGCACGACGUAAAUAUCAUACAACUCCCCAAGCGCCCAUAAUGAUCUGUCCGAAUUUGUUGAAAACGCCACGCGCUCCCGUCGGCACGCGGCGUAAAUCCUUUACAAAUUUCACUAGCAAGGCAAGUACAAUGCCUAAUGUAGUGGCGGCAAAGAACACGGAGACGAUGAUACCGCUGAUCAAACGUCAUCGGAGUUGUGGCCCACGUCUCAACAGUGGCAUUAAUAACGCGAGCGCCACAACAAUUGAAGGUGAUAAAAAUUUCAAAUUUAUCAUUAAGAAAUGCGCCAUUCCAACGUCAGGCGAGGGCAAAAACCCUCUAACGGUGUCAGUCAACCAAGAAGUGUCAAAUGAAAGUGUACACGCGCACGCGAUCAAAAGUAAAAGCGUCGAUAAUAUUGUCGAAUUGUUGCGCAGGUUCAAAGGUCAGCAGUCGGCAUUGUCGCUCCAACAGCAACAGGGCCUAACACAAUCUACACAAGCGGCACGCAGUCAAAGUGUUGCCAAUGAACUGCAUGUCGCCGCAAGCGAAAAAUCAAUCAAGUCCUUGUUGCCAAAACAAACGAAAUUGAAUACUACGGACGCGUCUCAGGUAAAAGCCGCGAACUCCGCCAAUAUACGUACAGUUGGACGCAGUCUUGCGACUUGGCGUCGCUCCAGGCGUCACAGCGGCAGAUGUACGACAACCGCUAGUGGUAGAAAAUCCACUAGCAGCGUUUAUGUUUGCAAGAAAACACCAAUGACUAUGUUGACCGUUACACCUACGACAGCAGCAGCAACAGCGGCAGCGAUCUCAAGUGUCGGCGAACGUUCUCGCAGCUCAUCUGCUAUUCAAUGUGCUGGCGUUACAGCUUCCCUACAAACUGCCACAGCAAAAGUCUAG